AUGACACUUCGAUUUGGCUCGCAAACCCUAAACUUCUUCUACCUCCUCUCAUCAUCACAGUCUCGGACAUUAACCUGGGCUGGCGUUGACGAUAACGACAAAAUCAAGGCGACGCCACCGAAUAGAGCACUAAGACAUCCAGCAGCGUCUUCAAAAAUGAAAUUUACCUGUUUCUUGAUGCGGUCCAUCCCUUACAAUGAAAAUGGCGGACACAAUGGAAAAUUCUCUGGCCGUCAAAUAGUCGACAUUGCCCUUGCCGCUUUCCUGGGAUUAUUCGUCUUAUGCAGGCUUCGCCAAGCGGAUGCAAGUCUGCCCGAUCCUAAGCUGGAUGCAGUAACGCCUUUAACCUUGGAGACCGGAAUUAGAGGUAGUCACGCCAGUGAACAUACAGAUAAUAAAGACAAUGCAGAUACAGUUGGGAAGGAUAGAGGUGGUGUUUCGCGUGGCAAUUUGUGCGGGCGUCUGACGACUUCUCUGAGAGGAAUGGGAACUAAGAAACAAUGCUAUGCCGCUCUCAGCCAGCACUCUUCUUCGCCCUUAUCUUCUAUUCCGGUUCUUCUGGACCUCCGCCACCUCAACUCCCAGCGUCGUAAAUCCACAACCUUCGUAGCCAUUUUCCACAAUCUUCGAGCAAAAUACGAGUUCAUAAAGAGUGCUAAGUCCAGCGAUGGGGAGGCAAUAGGUAAAGAUAGCGGUCACAAAGGGAGGGUGCUUGAUCUACGUAGCCGAUCUCAUAUCGCUUCCGACACGACUCUUCUUCUGUACCACCACAUUUUUGUCUUGAUUCUCAUUUCGGUCUUUCACUCACUCUUCAUUAUGUUUCAAAUCAGCUGCCUUCAAAUCUUGCCAGAGGAUGAGAAAAAUCGGAAGAAAGGCAUGAAAGAGAUCGUUCGCAUUCUGAUCCAGUGUCUCGAGGCAGCAAAAGGACGCAGAAAUGAGAUCAACCAGCCCUCGACAAGUUCCAAUGAUCGAGCCGGAGAACAAUGGCAGGAUGUAAAGACAUGA
This is a messenger RNA of Guyanagaster necrorhizus, 1005 nucleotides long. RefSeq lists its product as uncharacterized. Bases 1 to 1005 code for a protein of 334 amino acids. The transcript has 10 exons. The record is from RefSeq and is a predicted model, not a curated record. NCBI's taxonomy places the organism in Eukaryota, Fungi, Basidiomycota, Agaricomycetes, Agaricales, Physalacriaceae.